GGUUUUGGGAAAUAGAUCUUCUAGAGAAUGUCAAGGCGAAAACGGUGAUUCGGAAGAUGAAAUCUCAAUUCGCAAAGUACGGAGUUCCAGAUGUGUGUAUGUCCGACAAUGGUCCGCAGUUCGUGUCCGAGGAGUAUCAUAAGUUCAGCAAGAGUUGGAAGUUUUAGAGAAUUACAUCUUCUCCCAGACAUCAUAAGAGCAAUGGUCGUGCAGAAAACGCAGUCCAAGCAGUGAAACGUCUCAUGAAGAAAGCGAAGAAAGAUAAUGCAGAUGUGUAUUUAGCGGUGCUGGAUUAUCGAAAUACACCGACACAAGGAAGUGAAAGUUCCCCAGCACAAAGACUAAUGUCGCGAAGAACAAAAACAUUGCUCCCAACGACAGCAAAGUUGUUGGCACCAAGAGUUGUAGAGAAUCACCAUCAAGAAAUUGUGAAAGGCCAAGAACGUCAAGCGAAGUAUUAUAACAGAGGAGCAAAAGAUCUACCUCGUUUAAAGAAAGAAGACAAAGUAAGAAUUCAAGAUCACGGACAAGGUCUUAAGAAAAGCCCGUCAGUCAAAGCGACUGUGAAAGCAGAAGUUGGUAUUAGAUCAUAUGAAGUUGAAACACAAGAUGGACAAGUUCUGAGACGAAAUCGAAGUCACCUCAGAAAAACAACAGAAGAUGAAGAUGAAGUUGAUGAGACAAUUCAAACAGAAGUUCACACAGACGAAGAUAGAGAAUCGAACCAGACUGAAGAAAGGCAGUCAAAACAAGCGGUAGAUUUUCAAAGAGAACAAAAAGUAGAAAUAAGAACACGUUCAGGACGGUUAGUAAAUAGACCUGCGUAUUUGAAAGACUAUGUAUCAUUUGUGUUUUGA
Molecule: messenger RNA, 857 nt
Organism: Paramuricea clavata
Lineage: Eukaryota; Metazoa; Cnidaria; Anthozoa; Malacalcyonacea; Plexauridae
Source: the annotation of a GenBank genome assembly